AUGCUUACCGAUGAGACAAAUACAAAUACAUCUACAUUAAUAGAAUCAGCUUGCCUUCCAAUCGGUUGUUCAGUUAGUGCAAAAUAUCGAGGAGCAUUUUGUUCAGCACAAGUUAAAACAAUUGAAAGACAAGUUAAAUUAAAAGUUAUAUUAAUUGAUACAAAUGAAACAUUAAUAAUAUCUGAAGAACAAAUCGUACAACCAAUUCCAUUACGUAUUGGCAAUAAAAUAAAUAUACGUAUACCAUCAUCAAAUCAUUAUGAUUUAACUUCACAUCUUUCACGUAGUAUAUUAACAACAAUAAUUAAUAAUAAUGAUAAUUCUAAUGAAAAACAAGCAAUAAUUAAACAAAUAUAUGAUAAUAGUAUAUAUACAGUUGUAUUUAAUGAUGGUGAUGAAAAAUCUUUAAGACGUUCAUCACUUUGUUUACAAGGUAUACGUUUAUAUCAAACACGUAUUGAUCAACAAAAACUUCUUGAAGAUAUUUCAACAUCAUCAUCAUCAUUAUCACCAAUAACAAUGAAUAAUAAUGAUAUAACAUCAAUUGUUGCUGUACGACGUCAUAAUAAUCAAAAUAUAUUUCCAGCAUUAAUACUUAAACGUAAAACAUUAUCUGAUUAUAUAUGGGUUAAAAGUUUUCUUAAUGGUCGAGAAUAUAUUGUUCAUAAAAUAAAUGAUGUUGAACCAUAUAAAAAUAAUUCACAAAUACAAUCAUUAUGUCGUUUAACAUCAAAACAAGCAACAAAAGCAUGUGAUAAAUAUGUUAAAUAUAAUCAAAUACCAACAAUAUGGAAAAAGAAAAAAUCUAAUAUUAUACAUGAUAAUCAAAAUACUACAAGUGAUAGUAAUUCAAGUUCAAGUGAAUCAGAUUUUGAUGAUAGUGAUGAUGAUACAAUUGAAAAAAAAGAUUCAUUUAUAGCACAAUUAUUUGCUUUUAUGGAUGAUAGAGGUACACCAAUAAACAAUAUACCUAAAAUUCAUAAUUAUGAUCUUGAUCUUCAUCGGUUAUUUAAAAUAGUUAGUAUGUUAGGUGGUUAUAAUAAGGUUACAAAAAACGAUCAAUGGAAUAAAGUUUAUAUAAAAAUGGGUUUACCAAAUGAUUCAGCACCAAAAAAUGGUCGAUUAAUUGAAAAUACUUAUAAAAAAUAUUUAUUUGCAUAUGAAGAUUUAUCAAAAAAAUUAGGUACAAUGAAUAUUACAAGUGCAUAUUUUGGUGGUCGUACAAGUAUGAAUAAUGAUUCAAGACGAAGUUUAAUACGUGUACGACAACAAUCAGAAGAAAAAAAAAAAUCAAAACAAAUAUCGACACCAAUUAAACAACAAUCUCGUAAAACACAAUCGAUCGAUUCCAAACAAAUUCUAUCAUCAUCAUCAUCAUCAACAACAACAACAAUAAAUUCUCGUCGAAAAACUAUUAUUCUUAAUAAAACAAAAUCAUCAACUAUUCUUUCAUCAAGUACAUCAGAAUCUGAAACAUCCGAUGAUGAAAGAACUAUUUCAUCAUUAUUAAAUACUAAAAAAUUUACAAAACAAAAAUUAAUUAAUUCAAAACAAAUUCGUUCAACUAUUCAAAAAACAUCUCUUAUAUCUAAUGAAAAGAAAAAAAUUAUACAAACAAAACAUGUAUCAUCAUCAUCAUCAUCAUCUGAUUCACCAAAAAAACAUGAGCAAUUAAUUUCAAUAUCAAAUAAAAAACCGAAAUCAAUAAUCGAUUCAGAAAAUGAUAUGAAACCAGUUAUAAAAAUUCCUAAAAUUUCUGUUGAAAUUUUAAAGGAAUCUACAUUUCCAAUGCAUAAAUUUUCUAAAAAGUCAACAUUUACUAAAGUAUCCAAAGUUCAUGAUAACAUAUUGAAAAAAGAUUCACAUAAAGCUAAUUCCGAUAAACAACAAUCAAAAGCUCAUGCACCGCCUCUAAUUAAUCAAUCAUUUUCAGAAUCAACUAAACAGACUAGAUUACAAGAUUUAACAGUAUUACCAGUAACACCCGUAUCACCAUCACCACCACCACGACCGCCACCACCACCACCACCAUCUUCAAUUAAAGACGAAUCACCAACAUUACCUUCACUUUUUACUACAAUAGAAAGUAUCAAUAAUUCAAAUGAUGAUACAUCAGUUCCUUCGAUAUUUCAAACAUUAAUUCCAUCAUCAUCAUCUAUAACUAAUCAACAAACAAACGAGAUUGAAAAUUUUCAAACAAAUUCAAAUAAACGAUCAUAUUUCGAUGAAAUUUCUGAGUUCAAUGAUAAAGUAGAUGAACAAUUAUCUCCAUCUAAACGUUCCAGACAUUCAAUGUCAUCUCAAAAUAGUGAUGAAAUAAUCAAUAAUAAUAAUAAUCAAUCAACAAGCAAUUGUAUAUCUAGAAAUAAUUCUGAUACUCAAUUAACAUAUGAAGAUAUACUUGUAAAUGAUAUAUUACUUGUAAAAUCCGAUUUUAUUGGAAAUCGACAAUAUUAUGUACGAUGUAUUGAAAAAAAUAUUAAUAAAAAAGAAUUAUAUGUUGAUUAUAAUGGAUUAGAUGCCAAAUUUCGUGAAUGGAUAGAAUUUGAUAGAAUUAUUAAACGUGAAAAUGAAACAGAAUUUAAUGAAAAACCAAUAAUUAUUGAUAUAAAUUCAACAUUAUUAAAUGUUAAAGAUAAUGAACAAGAAAAAAAUCAAAAUAUAGAAGAAAAUAAAAUAAAUUCAAUUGAUCAAGAUAAUGGAAUAUGGAAAAGUUUAGAGAUUGUAUCUUCAAAGGAAAAUGAUAUUAUUUCGUCUUCAUCAAAUUUUCAAAUCAAUGAAUCAAAUAAUCAAGAGCUUCAACCUAUAUGUAUAUUAUCAAGUAGUUCAAGUGAUAAACCCAUAGAAUUACAACAACAAUCAAUUUCAAUUGAUGAUAAUAAAAAUAUAAUAUCAAUAAAUAUUGAUAAUGCAUUUGGAUCUAAUGAUGAUAAUGAUAAUCAAUCCAUUUAUGAAAAUGAUCAUAUUCAAGAAAUAAUUCCUCAAAAACAAAUACCAAUUGAUUCAACACUAACUAUCAAUGUCGAAAAUAUUCUUCCAACAUCGGACACCGUGGUAAAUUCAUUGCAAGUUAAAGAAGAACCUAUCAAUACAUCUUCAUCUAUUGAACAGUCAACAUCUGCUCUAAUCGAAUCAAAAGCUUCUUCUCUGCCAUGUAGUCCUAUGGUUAACAUAACUUCUGAUAAUCGUCGUAUAUCUACACGUCAACAAAAACGACGAACAUUCCGUGAUCCAAAUAAUACACAAGAUUCAUCUAUAUAUACAAAGAAAAAAGCUAGAUUCGAUACAGAUAUUAAUAGUAAUUAUAAUAUUGAUUGUAUAAACAAUAAUGAUCAUAGUCCAAUACCAAUGGAACAACAAUCAUUAGAAAUUAAACGAUAUCGAACAGUAGGAAAACGAGGUGGAAAAAAAACAGUGAAUCAACAAGACAACGAAAAUGAAGAUUUUCAUUUGAAUUCACCAAUGAAUGCAACUUUACGACAACAAUUAGAAGAUAUGUUUAAACAUCGAUCAAGUCGUUAUAAUUUUCUUGAUCUUAAUAGUAAUCUAACGGGUGAUAAUCGUUUAGCUCAUCUUAAAGAUCAUAUGCGUCAAUGCCAAAAAGUAUUUUUUAAUUUACGAAGUGCUUUAAAAAAAAUUGAAAAACAAAGAAAAAUAUUUGUUCGACGGCAAAAAUUACCAAAUCCAGAAAUACGAUCUUAUGAAGUUACACCACCGACGACAAAUGAAGUAUUGUUACCAUCGACAUGUACAUGA
Molecule: messenger RNA, 3756 nt
Organism: Rotaria sordida
Lineage: Eukaryota; Metazoa; Rotifera; Eurotatoria; Philodinida; Philodinidae
Source: the annotation of a GenBank genome assembly